Messenger RNA from Mangifera indica (mango), 4735 nucleotides. Its product is annotated as SNF2 domain-containing protein CLASSY 2-like. Gene Ontology annotation, molecular function: ATP binding; ATP-dependent chromatin remodeler activity. The record is from RefSeq and is a predicted model, not a curated record. NCBI's taxonomy places the organism in Eukaryota, Viridiplantae, Streptophyta, Magnoliopsida, Sapindales, Anacardiaceae. The transcript has 7 exons. Gene Ontology annotation, biological process: gene silencing by siRNA-directed DNA methylation. The coding region runs from base 470 to 4303 and encodes 1277 amino acids.
UGUGGAAGGGAUCCAUGAGCAGUUUUAUGGCUCUGCUUUUGGCGAUGGAUCCAACUCCGACACCAAUAGCAGAAGUGGUCAUUUUUGGUAACUAGUCUCACGUGUUCAACCUGAAUGUAAUCUAAGUAUCAAAUUUCGCACCAGAGUACGUGGCUGCCACAGAACAUAUCUCCCUUCUAUUGUCAUCAAUCUCAGCCGUCCAUUUCUUUCUCCCAUCAUCAUUUAUUUACCUCACCUCACCUCACCUCGCAUUUACAGCAGAACUCACUUUAGCGACCAACACUUCUAACUCAUGCACAAGCUCUUCACACAACCCAAGAUUCCCAUUGACUGCUCUGCUUACUCUUAAGUCUCAUCGGAAUCUGGAUUUUCUUUCAUACCCAGAAGCUAUUUUCAGGAGAUUUUGAAGAGAUUAAGCCUAUUGGAUUAUCAAUGCUGAAGAGGAGGAGGAAUUUAUAUCAAUCCAAGCAUGCAUUUGGCGAUUAUCGUAAGCAUUUUCACCUCCACACCAACUAAUGCUUUUGAGGCAUUUUUUCAUGAUUCAUGGCAACCUGUGGAAUUCAUAAGAAUUGAGGAUGGGAUUGUGACCAUGCAUCUCACUGAUAACCAAACUCUGGUUGAGGAGAAACGUCCAUUCUCAAAUCUUCGAAUAAAAUCAAGGAAAGCAACUUUAUCUGACUGCACUUGCUUUUUGAGGCCUGGAGUUGAUGUAUGCGUGCUUUCAGCCACUGAAAAUGAAUAUAAUUCAGAAGAAGAAAAUAAAGAUCAUGUGUGGCUUGAUGCUAACAUAAGUUCUAUUGAGAGAAAGCCUCAUGGAGAUCAAUGUUUAUGCCAGUUUUAUGUUAAAUUAUAUGUCAACCAAGGUCAUCUUGGUUUUGAGAGAGGAACUCUUAGUAAAGAUUGUAAACAGGUAGGAAUCGAUCAAAUAACCAUCCUCCAAAAGCUUGGAAAAGAAGCUUGUGAAGAUCAACACUACCGGUGGGAUUUCUCUGAGAACUGCUCUUUGUUGCAAAGAUCUAAGUUGCUGCUGGGGAAAUUUUCAUCUGAUAUUUCAUGUUUACUUGUUGCAUCAGUUUUGAAGGAGACUUCCUUUGAUAUUAGAUCUGUGAAAAACAAAAUGGUCUAUCAAGUUUUGGAUGGUGAUGAAGAAAACUUUGCACCAAACUCAGAUAAACAUCUAAAUGCUAUAAAUUUCAAAUUUCAGGAUGGCAUUUUAACAGCACAUGUGGUUCAGUUUAUUCAAACUGUUACUAAACCGGUCAAUCCUGAUUGUAGUGUGCAAGAAGCUGGACCAGUGCCACCCUGUGAUGUUAUGAACCUGCGGCGUUCCAAGCGUCGAAAUGUACAACCUGAGCGAUUUUUUGGUGGUGAUAUUCCCCCAGACGCAGACACUGGCUGGGUUCGCCAAUGGCCGUAUAAGCCUGACAAAUGGAAAGAAGAAGAUCUGUACUUACCAUUACCAUACUUGUUAGGGGUGCAUUCAAAUUGUUUAGAGGUGAAUAUGGAGAGUGACACAAGAAAUCUUCCUAAAAAGAAGAGCAAGAACAAAUUUAGGGAGAUGAAAUCCAGUAACUCCUAUAAAAAGGAACAUAAUACAGAACUUGCUAUUGUUCCUGUGCCUACUGAAAGUGAUCCAUUAGCCUUUUAUCAGCAUAAUAGCCCUAGCAAAAAUCCUGAAAAUCAUUCAGGAGAGAUUGAUGAAACUCCUAAGUAUUAUUUGAAAGGUACCUGCUCAGUGCAGAGGAGGGAUAUGCCCGAGUUAGAAGAUCCAGAAUUUGAUGGAUGGUGGGGAGAAAGAACCCCCAACAAGAAAAUGCUAAGUAAAAAUGUCUCUGAGGUAGAAGAUAUGGGAUUUGAAAGUAAGUCAUGGGGAAAACCAUCCAACAAGAAAGUCCAAACCAACAGGUUUCUUCCAAGAAGUUCAAAAGAAGGUGAAUGUUGUGAAAAAAAGGUGUACAAAAAAACAACCUUAAGUGCUGGAGCAUACAGUAGACUAAUAAAUUCAUUAAUGAAGAAUAUUGAAUCCACAAAGACAAAUGAAGAACCGGAUAUUAUUGACCAGUGGAAUGGAUUUAAGGCAACAAACUUCCAAAAGCAAAUGAUGGAAAUGGAACAAUCAGAAAUGGAGCAAUCCUCAAGCGAAGACGAUGGAGAAAUUUCAGAAAAUGAACUUUUAUGGAAAGAAAUGGAAUUAUCCAUGGCAUCAGCUUAUAUCCUUGAGGACAAUGAGGGUUCAAAAGCUGGAGAGCCAGCUGAGACUCUGGAAAAAUCAAGUGAAGGUUGCCAACACAAAUACAGAUUAGAUGAAGAACUUGGAAUUUGUUGUAUCAUGUGUGGUUUCGUGCUCACGGAAAUAAAAUAUGUUGCACCACCCUUUAUGCAACACAAAAUCUGGGAAACUGACAAUAAGAUGUUGUAUGAAGAAAAUUCAGAGCACAAGCCUGUUGAAGAUGAAGGCCUGAAUAUUAUCUGCAGCCAGGAUUUCUCUGAAUUCUCCUUGUCAGAAGAGAAUGACAAUGUGUGGGGCUUAAUUCCUGAACUUAAGACGAAACUGCAUUUUCAUCAGAAAAAGGCUUUUGAAUUUCUAUGGAGAAAUAUUGCUGGGUCUGUGGAGCCAGCGCUUAUGGAACCAGCAUCUAAGAAAACUGGUGGAUGUGUUAUUUCUCAUUCUCCUGGAGCUGGAAAAACUUUUCUUGUUAUUGCAUUCCUUGUUAGUUACUUGAAGUUAUUCCCAGGAAAGCGGCCUUUGGUUCUUGCCCCAAAGACAACUCUUUAUACUUGGUACAAAGAAUUUAAUAAGUGGAAAGUUCCUAUACCAGUUCAUCUAAUCCAUGGCCGUAGGACAUAUAGAGUCUUCAAGCCAAAAAGGGUAAGGUCAUUCCGGGGAGUUCCAGCCCCCACUUUAGAUGUUAUGCAUGUUCUAGAUUGCUUAGAGAAAAUACAGAAGUGGCAUGCACAACCCAGCGUUCUUGUCAUGGGUUACACUUCGUUUCUAACACUAAUGCGAGAAGAUUCAAACUUUGCACACAGAAAAUAUAUGGCUAAAGUGCUGCGGGACAGUCCAGGGAUCCUGAUUCUAGAUGAAGGGCACAAUCCCAGAAGCACUAAAUCAAGAUUAAGGAAGGUGCUGAUGAAAGUUGAAACAGACCUGAGAAUAUUGCUGUCAGGUACGUUAUUUCAGAACAACUUCUGUGAGUAUUUCAACACCCUCUGCUUGGCCCGGCCGAAGUUUAUUAAUGAAGUGCUGAGUGAAUUAGACCCAAAAUUCAAAAGGAGAAAAGAGAAGAAGAAGGCCCGCCAUCUAUUGGAAUCCCGUGCAAGAAAGUUCUUCAUAGAUACCAUUGCAAGAAAGAUUGAUUCGGACAUUGGAGAAGAAAGGAUGCAAGGUUUAAACAUGUUGAAAAAUAUCACAAGUGGAUUUAUCGAUGUGUAUGAAGGUGUAGGUUCUGAAGAUCUCCCCGGUUUACAAAUUUACACCUUAAUGAUGAAUCCAACAGAUGUACAACAUGAGGUUUUAUCGAAACUUAAGAAUAUUAUGGAGGUUUACAAUGGAUAUCCCCUUGAGUUGGAGCUUUUGAUAACCCUUGCAUCAAUACAUCCUUGGUUGGUGAAAACUACAAAUUGUGCUAAUAAAUUUUUUACUCCCAAAGAACUGCUGGAGAUUGAGAAGUACAAACAUGAUUUUAGAAAAGGGUCCAAAGUGAUGUUUGUUCUAAAUCUUGUGUAUCGAAUUGUCAAGCAAGAGAAGGUCCUGAUUUUUUGCCACAACAUUGCACCUAUCAAUUUGUUUUCGGAACUAUUGCAGAUCGUCUUUCGGUGGCAGCAUGGUAAAGAAAUUUUGGUCCUCACAGGGGACCUAGAGCUGUUUGAACGAGGAAGAAUAAUGGAUAAGUUUGAGGAACCUGGUGGGCCUUCAAGGGUAUUGAUUGCUUCAAUUACAGCAUGUGCUGAAGGCAUUAGUUUGACAGCAGCUUCGCGAGUGAUUAUGUUGGAUUCAGAGUGGAAUCCUUCCAAGACAAAGCAGGCCAUUGCACGUGCUUUUCGACCAGGUCAACAGAAGGUUGUUUAUGUGUAUCAGCUCUUGGUAACUGGAACACUCGAGGAAGACAAGUAUCGUAGGACAACAUGGAAGGAAUGGGUGUCCUGCAUGAUUUUCAGUGAGGAUUUUUUAGACCCUUCCCUUUGGCAAGCAGAAAAAAUUGAAGAUGAUAUAUUGAGAGAGAUUGUUGCAGAAGACCGGCUCAAGUCUUUCCAUAUGAUAAUGAAAAAUGAGAAGGCUUCAAAAGGGUUGAUCAGAGCCUAGCUCUAUGUGAUAAAGAAAGGCUAAAGAAGAAACCCAUGCAUGUUUGUUGCAGGUUUUUUUGUCCCUUUCUCUCUCUUAAAUGCUUAUCUAUUGACCAGAGGUAUGAACAAAGAGGUGUUACAUUUUCAUAAUCGAUUGCUUAUCAUUAGCUCUACAAUAUUUUCAGAUUAUACAAUGACUGAAUAUGUGUGUGUGUCUGUGUGAUGUUCAUCAAAAAUCACAUUACAUGGUUCUUGUUGAACUAUCUUGCAACUAUUUAGAACAUGAACAUCUUGAGUUUCUGCAGUAAAGGGAUAAUUCUACAUGAUUUAGGAGUCUACGUGUUUUCAUUACAAUCCAGCAAUUAGUACAUGUUUAAGCUUGGCAUGAUGUCUCGCAUCUAGUUUGUUUAUCUAUGUAAAUACUUGCAGAAGUUGAUAGCUGUUCAUUUUA